Molecule: messenger RNA, 1242 nt
Organism: Peniophora sp. CBMAI 1063
Lineage: Eukaryota; Fungi; Basidiomycota; Agaricomycetes; Russulales; Peniophoraceae
Source: the annotation of a GenBank genome assembly
AUGGCGCCGUCGGGUGCUCUUACCAACACCCCCGCUGUAUCCUUCAUCGGCAUAGUCGACUUUACGGAGAAGGCAAAUUGGGUCUUCCUUUCAGAAUCGGUGUCCGAACUACUUGGGUACGAGCCUCGCGAGUUAGUUGGCACCUCCUCCUUGGACCUUGUGCAUCCCGACGAAUUCCCACCUGUCAAACAAAUGCAUUACGUUACCAUCGCCCAAGACAAAGCAGCAGCGCUUGCAUAUCUGCGCAUGAAACACAAGGAUCCCCUUCACGGUUAUAUUUUAUGCGCCAUCACGCGUACCGUGGCUCAGAAUGUGUUGGUUGGUAGUGUUUCGUAUGCCUCGGAAGGUGCUCAGACCAUGCGCAACGUUUCCACCGCCUCCGCUGUGGAGGUCGUGACUCCGUACGCAAAGCAUCUCGCUUUCCGGCACUGGGCGGAUGAAGACCCGUUCAGUCUGGUUGAGAAAGACGAAGGCCAAGUCGAGGACGUCGUUGAGCGUCCUGACUCGCCCUCGGCACCGCCGCGUCAAACACUCACGCCCCCUCCUCCCAGGCGUUCACGCAAGGAGCUGUCUCCGACGCGUCUGAGUGAUCCGCCAGAGUCUCUUUCGGCAACGCGCCGCAGAAGGAAUCGCCUGUCUCUCCCUGGCACGCUCCCUCCAGCUUCUUACGACGAGACGGGUGUUAUCGGCUUCCCACCUCUUCCAGCACAGUCCGUUAGAACGGCGCUCUUCCUGGACCGUUUUUCGCAGGACUGCCCCAUCACCUACGUGUCCAAUGACAACUUUGUCCAGACAGUGAAUGUGAUGGGACGACCGUUCUUCGAUUUUGUCGCUAAGAAAGACGAGGAGCUUGUCAAAAGCUGGAUCGAGGCCGUCAAAGCGUGGGGCGUGAAUGAGCGCGGACAGCCAAGCGAUGGCGGGUUUGGAUACGGGAAGUUCCACCUAUUUCUGCCUGGUCGCGAUUCUAAAGAUCGGCCUGACAUCCCUGGUACGCGAAGCCGUCGUAAUAGCCGCGGCGGCGGAUCCGGGAGCCGCUCUGCGCCCCUCAGUCGACGAGGGAGCGCAGGCAGUCGCCCACCCUCGUCACAUCAAGUUAGCGCGCCCGCCAAUCUCCAAGCUCAAGCUUCGACUUCGCGUCAGCCAGACCGAGCACGCUCCGCGUUGAACGACGAGAAGUGGGUCGAUGCGAUCUUCUCCGCGCACUCUGACGGGCUGGUUGUCAUCAUCCGACACGCUCAUUGA